This is a messenger RNA of Anopheles nili, 1586 nucleotides long. Its product is annotated as AH receptor-interacting protein. The transcript is spliced from 3 exons. Gene Ontology annotation, molecular function: peptidyl-prolyl cis-trans isomerase activity; protein binding. Bases 1 to 960 code for a protein of 319 amino acids. The record is from RefSeq and is a predicted model, not a curated record. NCBI's taxonomy places the organism in Eukaryota, Metazoa, Arthropoda, Insecta, Diptera, Culicidae.
AUGGGUUGUGCGAGUGAGGAUGCUAAAAUUGUAAAAAGCAUCGUUCACGCGGGCACUAAGGUGCUGCCCUUCCGUGACGGUACCAAGGUAAAGUUCCACUACCAGACGCGAAAGUGCGAUGAAUCGCAAACGCUUAUCGAUGAUAGCCGCGUGCAGCGAAAGCCCAUGGAGCUGGUGCUGGGCAAGAAGUUCAAGCUCGAUGUGUGGGAAACAAUCGUGCAACAGAUGGCCCUUCACGAGGUGGCGAAGUUCCGGUGCGACAAGUCGCUAGUGGUGCAGUAUCCCUUCGUUGCGAAAACGAUCCGUGACGCGCAAAAACCGCGAGAGGAACGCAAACAUUGCUGUGGCAUGACAGUUCAGAACGAAGGCAUCGGCUACAAGGAUCUAGACGAGCUGUUCAGCAACCCGCAGGAUCUGGAGUUUAUCAUCGAAAUCUUGUCGAUCGAGAGCCCGGAUGAGUACGAGAAAGAAUCGUGGCAGCUAUCCGACGACGAAAAACUGCAACUGGUGAAAAAGCUGCGUGUGCAGGGCAACGAGGCUUACAAGGAAAAAAAUCUCACUUCUGCUUUGGAAGCUUAUUCCUACGCGAUUGGAAUCAUUGAGCAACUGAUGCUUAAAGAGAAACCUGGAGAACCAGAAUGGAUCGAGCUGUCGCAAAUAAAGGUUCCUCUGUUGCUGAAUUAUUCGCAAUGCAAACUAUUAGAAGAGGACUACUACAUUGCAAUCGAACACUGUACAGAGGUACUGAAGUACGACAAAGAGUGCGUGAAGGCACUGUUUCGCCGAGGAAAAGCGCACAUGGGCGCUUGGAACUUUGCCCAAGCGAGGGAAGAUUUCGAACGGUGCGCCGAGUUAGACACUAGCCUCAAGCCGGUCAUCGACAAGGAACUGGCAAAGCUGCAGGAACAGCUGCGCCAAAGGGAUGUCGAAGAUAAGCUCAAAUAUCAGAAACUCUUCUAGGGUCAGCUAGUUAUGCAAUUUAAGUGUAGCAGCAGGUUUAAAUGGGCAGAAGGGUUGAAAAGCUACACUGGCUGUACGCUUUGACACUCAGCAAUCAGGAUGGAAUCCCUAGCUAAAAAGGACCAUAUCUUUUUGAUAUGCCCUACUCUCGCCGGCGAGCAUUUGUUAUACCAUUUUAAACUGUUAAUAUUUCGUAUUUUUUGAUUCUAAGUUUAUAGCAUUCUUUUAUCAAACCACCGGGUGUAUGUUUUGCAGUAAUAGUGAUUUUUGUAUACUCUUUAUGUAAUUUAAGUGCACAUCUUAAUGUUCAGUGUUGGACAUCCAUUUAUUGGAUUGUUUCGUUUAUUUUGGUGUAUUUUGCGUAGCAACAGUGAUUAUUUUGUAAGUAUUAUGUAGGGCACAUCUGUAAGAUCAGUGUUUGUAAACCUCUUAUUUUACAGUGUCGUGUGUUUAAGAGAAUUGUGUACUAUGGUUUAAAACAAGUGCAAUAUAUAUGUUUAGGCCCGGUGAGCUUCGACCGUUGGAACCCCCUAAUCGUGAGGAAAAAAGUUCUGUAAUACAAUCUAGGAAAUAUGUGCGCACAUAAAAAGCAUUAGUAGAAUAGAAAAAUUUGUAAUUUCGUCACA